Paramecium sonneborni is the source of this 862-nucleotide messenger RNA. The record is from the annotation of a GenBank genome assembly. NCBI's taxonomy places the organism in Eukaryota, Ciliophora, Oligohymenophorea, Peniculida, Parameciidae.
AUGUCAAAGAUCAAUUACUUUUUUAGUAUGCUUUUUAUUGGCUAUUUUAGAUAACCAAAACCUAAAUUUUAAAUUCAUUCAAUCUUUGAUAAUUAAGAUUUAGAAAAAAGAUAAAAACUUUAGCAAUAAAAGUUAGAAUAAGAUAUUUAUAAUUAUAAUAAGAUGAUGGCUGAAGAAAAAAAGCGAAUUAAAUAAGAAUUAAGUAAAUCCUAACAAAUUGAUAAUUCUAUUGCUCCAUUAAGAUUACCAAAAAUAUAAGCUUUUUCUUAAGAGCCUUAAUCAAAUAAAAAUGGGUAUACUUAAAUUUUAAAUGUUCCUAACACAUUAUCCAAAUCUUUUGUUUUGAACAGUGAAUAUUCUUAAAUUAAAAAUACUCUUAUUCCUAUUUUAAAUCCUUUAGAAGAAUAAAAAAUAAGUCCAAGUAAAAUCUAGGAUUAAAUUGAUUAAAAUCAAUUAGAAUUUUAAGAAUAGAAAUAAAAAGAGGAUAUAAAAAAGAGAAACCAAGAGUUAGAAGCAAUAAGAAAAAAAAUGCAUGAAAAUUAUAUUACUACACGCAAUCAAAUUACUUCUCUUGUUGAAUUUAUUAAAUAUAAUUAGUAAUAGCAGAAUUAAUUUUUAGUUUUAUCUAGAUAAUUAAAUACUCUUAUGAAUUAAGAUUAAUUAUAACCAGCUUAUCCAUUUUUAAAGGAGGAAUUAAAUAAAAAAAUGAAUAAUUAAUAUUUUCAUCACAAUGAAUUUUUAGAAUAAGUUAAAGAUGAACUUAAAACGCAUUCAAAUUAUGUAUUAUAUAUAAUUAAGAUAGAUUCAAUUUCAAUAAAUAGGAAAAGUAGAAGAUUAAGAGGAUCUAAUUUUUGAGCUCUGA